GCACUAUGGGACUGAGUAACACUCUCUUUGUGAUGGCCUUCCUGCUCUCUGGUGCUGCUCCCCUGAAGAUUCAAGCUUAUUUCAAUGAGACUGCAGACCUGCCAUGCCAGUUUGCAAACUCUCAAAACCGAAGCCUGAGUGAGCUAGUAGUAUUUUGGCAGAACCAGGAAAACUUGGUUCUGAAUGAGGUAUACUUAGGCAAAGAGAAAUUUGACAGCGUUCAUUCCAAGUAUAUGGGCCGCACAAGUUUUGAUCCGGAGAGUUGGACCCUGAGGCUUCACAACCUUCAGAUCAAGGACAAGGGCUUGUAUCAAUGUAUCAUCCACCACAAAAGGCCCACAGGAAUGAUCCGCAUCCACCAGAUGAAUUCUGAACUGUCAGUGCUUGCUAACUUCAGUCAACCUGAAAUAGUCCCAAUUUCUAAUAUAACAGAAAAUAUGUACAUAAAUUUGACCUGCUCAUCUAUACACGGUUACCCAGAACCUGAGAAGAUGAGUGUUUUGCUAAGAACCAAGAAUUCAACUAUCGAGUAUGAUGGUGUUAUGCAGAAAUCUCAAGAUAAUGUCACAGAACUGUACGACGUUUCCAUCAGCUUGUCUGUUUCAUUCCCUGAUGUUAUGAGCAACAUGACCAUCUUCUGUGUUCUGGAAACUGACAAGACACAGCUUUUAUCCUCACCUUUCUCUAUAGAGCUUGAGGACCCUCAGCCUCCCCCAGACCACAUCCCUUGGAUUACAGCUGUACUUCCAACAGUUAUUAUAUGUGUGAUGGCUUUCUGUCUAAUUCUAUGGAAAUGGAAGAAGAAGAAGCAGCCUCGCAACUCUUAUAAAUGUGGAACCAACACAAUGGAGAGGGAAGAGAGUGAACAGACCAAAAAAAGAGAAAAAAUUAAUGUACCUGAAAGAUCUGAUGAAGCCCAAUGUGUUUUUAAAAGUUUGAAGACACCUUCAUGCGACAAAAGUGAUACACGUUUUUAAUUAAAGAGUAAAGCCCAUACAAGUAUUCAUUCUUUCUACCCUUUCCUUUGUAAGUU
Molecule: messenger RNA, 1033 nt
Organism: Macaca mulatta (Rhesus monkey)
Lineage: Eukaryota; Metazoa; Chordata; Mammalia; Primates; Cercopithecidae
Gene: CD86
Product: CD86 molecule
Biological process (GO): negative regulation of T cell proliferation; immune response; cell surface receptor signaling pathway
Cellular component (GO): external side of plasma membrane
Source: RefSeq, marked provisional